CGGCCGAUUUCAGAUGAAAGCUCAGCCAAAGAUUCAACUGCACUGUUGCAUAGUAUACUUUGUCCUUGGCGACAGCGUCAACAUCGCCCUCAACCCUUCCUCCCGAGAGACCCGCCAACCCACAGCCAUCCAUCAUGCUCCAGCACACUUCAGGACGUCUCAAGGCACCUCAGCUAGCCCAGGAGGCUGCUCGCAAACUUCAACCUCUCCGGACUCCCCGUGCACAACCAGACUCAGCUAUGCCGACUGUCAUUACGCCGAAGUCACUAAACGACGAGACCCCGAGCCGUAAAAUUCAGAAGUUCGCCGCCCAAUUCAACAUUGGGUACCCGACUGAAUUGCGCCUGCUGCGGCACCAGGGUGCCGACAAGUUCUUUGUGCGGGUUUCGCUGUCCAACCGUCAUACCUUCUCGACGUACCACCUCAAAUAUUUCACUGCUUUCGAGCACCCCUUCACCGAGAAGCUCCUCCAUUUCUACCGGCAACAGAAAGAGUCCAGGCCGCUAUGGUGCUAUGUCCACGCGUCUUCAGCGGACAGCAGUCGCCCGGUGGUGCGAACUACGAGCGAGAGGAUGGUCAAGGCUGCGCUCUUUCGGGCUUUGAACGCUGCCGGCUAUGAUGCGUCUGGCAGGAGUCUGGACGGUUCUGAAAAGGCCCUCCAGGGCACCAUCCGAAUUGCCAUAUCAGAGCCAAAGAAAGUCUUGCAGAUUGAGUUUGGCCAGCUGCAAGACUACUUGUCCCAGCUCUUGUCAAACAUUGUUAAGCGUCUUCACACUUUUUCGAAGCCUUCUCGGUGAAGCAAAGCACUAAUGCUGGAUCGACCCAAAUCAUUUGCGCUCAGCGGGCUCCGUCUGGCUGAACAAUUCCAGCCCUACUUGGCUAGGCUCCAUCUCGGAGCAGCGGUCGCAAUGCUCCUAGCUCCGGAGUCAGCAGUCACAGUCGGCCAUGGCAGAUCUCUUGUAUGGAUGGAGAGACUGGCCUUCGGUGCCCACCCAGCCUUGACCUCGCCAAUCGUACCAGAGUUGACAGGUAAUGGCGUCCAGAUGGAGACUCCGGAGCCGGGCAUUCCCCAAGCUCUGAGGUCAGUUACAAGGAUUGUUUUGGCGGGACUCUUGCAGAAUCGUCCUUGUGCUUGGAUCCUCCUGGCCGCAGCCGGCAAUUUUUCCGGAAAACGCGCUGUGAUUCCUAUGAUACCUCGGAGUCACGUCCGAAUACCA
Thermothielavioides terrestris NRRL 8126 is the source of this 1217-nucleotide messenger RNA. RefSeq lists its product as uncharacterized. The transcript has a single exon. The record is from RefSeq and is a predicted model, not a curated record. NCBI's taxonomy places the organism in Eukaryota, Fungi, Ascomycota, Sordariomycetes, Sordariales, Chaetomiaceae. Bases 135 to 797 code for a protein of 220 amino acids.